AUGUUCGUCCCGUUAUCAUCACCCUGGGCAUUCCUCGCCAUCCUCGCAUCGAGCCUUAUCCCAGCCGUUAUCGCGGCCUGCAGUCGAGAUGAACUCCUCCUCACAGUCGGCCAGUUCCUGCUGGGACUGACCAUGGGCCAAGCUGGCCCCUUGGAAAACAUCGCCGACGACUUCCAAUACGUCGAAAACAACAAACCCACCGUAAUCGUCUCGGGAAUCUUCAACAACAUCCUCAAGAUCGACUUCAACCGCACCAUCAUCGACAUGACCACCUGCUCAACCUUCACUGAAGUCGUUUCCGCCAUCUCCUUCAAGCCCUUUGUGCUCGGCGCUCAGAUACGUCACUCCCCCAGCGACAACAGCGUCUACAAGAUUGACACCAUCGUCUCCACCACGGGCUCAUGGCUCUUCAACGCCAGUCGAACCCUUCAAUACGCUCGGCAAGAAAACUGGCCUGUCAUUCCAUCUGCUCAGCGAGACACCCGACAGACGCUCCAAGCAGCAGCUGAUGCCUAUUUGGACAUGUGGAGCAACAAGAGUGCUAUUGACGCGGUCCCAUGGGGGACGCCAUGUGCACGGCUAGAGGGGAGUGUGUAUACCGGAAAAGGGGCACCGGAUGAUUCGUGCAAAGUGGGCAUCCCGAGCAACAACACACAGCCGCCCAACUCUGACCGGCGCUAUGUCAUUGAUGAGAGCAUGGGGACUGUGAGCGUGCUUUGCAACUUUGAGCACCUGGGGAAUGCAGCGGAUAGUCAUGAGUUCAGGUUGGAAGGGGGCAAGCUGAGAUAUAUCCAUACGAUCACUGUUGCGGAUAGUUCCGCUUGGGAGAGGGAGGUUGGACUGUCCGCUCGGCUGUGA
Messenger RNA from Neurospora tetraspora, 858 nucleotides. RefSeq lists its product as uncharacterized. Bases 1 to 858 code for a protein of 285 amino acids. Lineage: Eukaryota; Fungi; Ascomycota; Sordariomycetes; Sordariales; Sordariaceae. The record is from RefSeq and is a predicted model, not a curated record. The transcript has a single exon.